AUGGCAAGCUUCGCCUACCAGCUGCAGGCCGAGGACCACCACCUGCUCUCUGCCGCCACGGAAACUGGGCCCGCCGCCGCAGAUCCGGGGGGGAAGGGGAAGCAGCGGAAGCGAGGAUCGGGGGUGAAGCUCUCCACCGACCCGCAGAGCGUGGCGGCGCGGGAGCGGCGCCACCGUAUAAGCCACCGGUUUAAGAUCCUUCAGAGUCUGGUUCCCGGAGGAAGCAAGAUGGACACCGUGUCCAUGCUGGAGGAGGCCAUUCACUACGUCAAGUUUCUGCAGGCGCAGAUCAUUCUUCACCAGUCCGCCGUUGCCUCCGCCGCCCCCCUGGCGGCGCCACCGCCCGCCGCCGCGGUCUUCUUCCCCUCCGACUACGAGGCUACUUACUUCGCCGGCGGUAUCUCCCCCGACGCCGGCGCGUCGCCGGAGUUCCCUCCACCGCCGCAGGGCUUCAACUACUCCCUACCCCCUCUCCCUCCUCUUCCCGGGCGGCCGAGCUGCACCUUCCCGGAGGAGGAGCAUCUCUUCCCUUGGGCUUCCUCGGUCAACCAUUACAGUCUCUAG
Messenger RNA from Spirodela intermedia, 564 nucleotides. The record is from the annotation of a GenBank genome assembly. Lineage: Eukaryota; Viridiplantae; Streptophyta; Magnoliopsida; Alismatales; Araceae.